GUUCAAUCUCUUGCACCACCCAUUUUCUCCUGAAUCUACACAGACCAAAGUCAUGACCGUUCAUUACACGCUCACCUUCCUGCUCCUAGCAGCAGAGAUGGUCACAUUCUGCUUCCUAGUGGCACCUCUACCGUAUACAGUUAGAAAGAAGCUGUUCAAAUUCCUGUCCGAGUCCCCAAUAAUCGCCAAAAUCGCAUAUGCCCUCAAGAUUUCCUUCAUUUUCGUCGGAAUUCUCUUCGUCGACGCCCUCCAACGAAUGUUCCGCGUAACGGCUGACGCCGAAUCGAUGAAGGCUGGGCCACAGGGGGCUGUACAGGAUGUUCGAACAGAUAUCGCAGCGCGAAAGUUCUAUUCUCAAAGAAACACAUACCUCACCGGAUUUACCCUCUUCCUCUCCCUCGUCCUCACCCGAACAUUCUACAUCAUGCUCGACCUCAUCCAUACCCAAGAAGAGUUCGCCAAAUUGAAGAAAUCCACUCAGGCCGGCGACGCAGAUGAACUCGCCAAGCUCAGACAACGCGUGAAGGAACUCGAAGCCGAAGAACGUGAUUUCUCCACCCUCAAGCGCCAGGCUUCCCAGAACGCCAAAGAGUACGACCGACUCGCUGACGAACUCAUCAAAGCUACCGGCUCUAAGUCUGAUAAACGCAAGGACUAAUUAACCAGGCAUUGGCGUCUAUAUGGACUUGGGAAUCCUUUCUUGUUUUUUGUUAGCAUCGAUUCAUGUUGUUUACCCUCGCACAAUGGACUUUUUUCGAAUAUCUC
Coprinopsis cinerea okayama7#130 is the source of this 765-nucleotide messenger RNA. RefSeq names its product endoplasmic reticulum protein. The coding region runs from base 53 to 658 and encodes 201 amino acids. Gene Ontology annotation, biological process: endoplasmic reticulum to Golgi vesicle-mediated transport; intracellular protein transport. Gene Ontology annotation, cellular component: endoplasmic reticulum; endoplasmic reticulum membrane. Lineage: Eukaryota; Fungi; Basidiomycota; Agaricomycetes; Agaricales; Psathyrellaceae. The record is from RefSeq and is a predicted model, not a curated record. The transcript is spliced from 6 exons.